Messenger RNA from Penicillium diatomitis, 639 nucleotides. Its product is annotated as putative RNA binding protein Pym. The transcript has a single exon. The coding region runs from base 1 to 639 and encodes 212 amino acids. Gene Ontology annotation, molecular function: RNA binding. Lineage: Eukaryota; Fungi; Ascomycota; Eurotiomycetes; Eurotiales; Aspergillaceae. The record is from RefSeq and is a predicted model, not a curated record. Gene Ontology annotation, biological process: exon-exon junction complex disassembly. Gene Ontology annotation, cellular component: cytoplasm; exon-exon junction complex.
AUGUCCUCCUCCAAUGACGUUUCCUCCGCCGGCAUUACCACGGACGCUAAGACCGGCGAGCGCUACAUCCCAUCCUCCGUCCGACCCGAUGGUUCCAAGCGUCGCGAAAUCCGCGUUCGCCCAGGCUACAAGCCCCCAGAGGAUAUCGAGCUGUACCGCAACCGCGCCGCAGCGGCGUGGAAAAAUCGCGGCAAAGGUGGGGUUCCUGGCGCGGAAACGAUGAGCAGCGAAGACGACAAGUCUGCUGCCCAAGCGGCCAGCACGGCAGCCAGCAAUAAAAAUGCUAAGCGCCGCGAGGCUAGACGCAAGGCGAAGGAGUCGGAUGGAACGGAAGGGACUACUACCGAGAAGAAGGGCGCCGAUUCGGAUAACUGGCGCGUGCCCGCUGUGAAGAAGGAUGCGGAACCGGCCGAGCCAGCCAUUGACCUGGAGGCCGAGAAGGAGAAGAAGGCCCGCAAUCUGAAGAAGAAGCUGCGACAGGCGCGGGACUUGCGCGACAAGAAGAAUGAAGGCGAGGCGCUCCUUCCGGAACAGUUGGACAAGCUGAUCAAGAUUCCGGAGCUAAUUCGUCAGUUGGAUGCGCUGGGAUUCGAUUCCAAUGGCGAGAAGAAGGACGAUGCCAGCCCGGAGAACGCCUGA